CCUGCUGCCUUUUUUGUGUUUUAUCUAAUUAUGCAUGCUUUUAGUGAGCAUCACGAUUAUAUUGUUCCGAUUAUUUUCUCAGGGUGAAUUUAGACCAGUUAAGCCUUAUAACCACCGUUAUCAGAUGCCACAGAGAGCAUCUGGUAGUAGUAGUACCUCUCAUUUUUUGUAGUCCAUCAAGAGAGCUUCUGCAUAUAUAAUUUUCACACUAGGUUAUAUCGUGUUUUACGCUCAUAUUUUGUGGCUUCCCAGGCUUUAUGCCUGGUCUUCACUGUUGAGGGCAUCAGGCCUUUAUUUAGUGAAAAAAAUGGUUUGUCUCUGGAGUGCUUCAGCUGUUCUUGGUUGAUCGUUGGGAUUUUUUUUAUGAAAGCGAAGUUAUCAUGGAAGCUAGGGCAAAUGCCCGGUCAAGGUUUUGAAAAUGAUGUGAAACAACAAUGAAAUCACUUGUUAAGGAUGAUACGGUGUUUGAACUUUGAACUAUAAUAUACGGCGCAGACACAUCUCUAUCUAUUCGAAAACUUUGCUUUGAAGGGAAAUACACUCCACAAAACAAAUGGCUUGAAAAGGAGCUUCCAAAGUGAACAGGACGGAGACACCAAGGUUUAUUGUUGUGAUGCAUUGUCCGCUGUAUAAUAAUUAUGCACACCAUUACAUAGAAGGGGAAACCAUGGGAGUAAUUUAUGAGAAAUGGUUUGUGGAGUUCAGAGGGAGAUGUUGUCUUUGUCAUGUUCAUGCUUAUGAACGAUCUGCAAGUUCAUUAUCUCCUAAUACUCCUAUCAACCCAGCUCUCAACUUUAUGGAAAAUUUUGACUAGUAAUGCGAGAGGAUGUGUUGGAUUUAAAGUUCUAAUGCAAAAGUGUGUCUCUUGCUUGAAAAUAGUGAAGUGUGGUUGUCAUUUGUGAUCUAACACGAAAUCACAUUCUAUUAUGUUUCAAUCGCAGGAAUGUGUAUCUAGUAUUGCUUACAAUGUUAUGAACUGCUUAUGUACCCGCAUUAGUGAUCAAUCUGCCCCAGCUUACAUAACCAUUGGCAAUGGAGGAAAUUUAGAAGGAUUAGUAACAGAAAUGACAUUGCCACAGUCAAGCUACUCAGCUUAUCACGAAGCCAGCUUUGAUCAAAGCAUUUUAGACAUAAAGAACAGGAUUCAUGCCUAUUUUUGCUGGCAUCGAAGUCAAAAUGGUUAUGCUGUUGAAGCUGAUUCUAUAUUUCUAUGUGGUUGGUUGCUCAAUAGAUACUUCAACCCCUUAGAGAAUACUUCCAUAGCUGCAGUAUGAUUGGCACAACCAUUCUAUAUACAGACAGCUCUUUAGUCUUGCAUAUAUUAAUAUUUUCGGGAUUUUUUGUCAUGAUAGUUUAGCUGUAAUAGUAAGUAUAUUGCACUGACAAAACAUGAGUAUAUUAUAUAUGAAUUUAGCUAGUUUAGAUGA
Messenger RNA from Tripterygium wilfordii, 1427 nucleotides. Its product is annotated as purple acid phosphatase 1-like. The coding region runs from base 927 to 1274 and encodes 115 amino acids. Gene Ontology annotation, molecular function: acid phosphatase activity. NCBI's taxonomy places the organism in Eukaryota, Viridiplantae, Streptophyta, Magnoliopsida, Celastrales, Celastraceae. The record is from RefSeq and is a predicted model, not a curated record. The transcript has 2 exons.